This is a messenger RNA of Indicator indicator, 1578 nucleotides long. RefSeq names its product phosphodiesterase 9A (gene PDE9A). NCBI's taxonomy places the organism in Eukaryota, Metazoa, Chordata, Aves, Piciformes, Indicatoridae. Bases 1 to 1557 code for a protein of 518 amino acids. Gene Ontology annotation, biological process: cGMP catabolic process. The transcript is spliced from 18 exons. The record is from RefSeq and is a predicted model, not a curated record. Gene Ontology annotation, molecular function: 3',5'-cyclic-GMP phosphodiesterase activity.
AUGGGAUCUGCCUCUUCAACUUACCGGUCCAAGUGCAUUUAUUUGGAUAUCGACGGAAGAAUUCAAAAGGUGCUCUUUAGUAAAUACUGCAACUCCAAAGAUAUUAUGGACCUCUUCUGCAUUGCAACAGGGCUACCAAGGAACACAACAAUCUCCCUUUUGACAGCAGACAACUGUAUGGUAUCCAUUGAUCCGACAAUGCCUGCAAACUCAGAGAGGUCUCCAUACAAAGUGAUACCUGUUGCAACUGGGCAGCUCUCAGAGAAAGAAGAGCUGUUCCAGAAUUUACUGGAACAGAUUGCUGAACAGUUCUCGAGGGUUUUUAAAAUCAACGAGCUGAAAACGGAAGUAGCUAAUCACUUGGCCAUGCUGGAGAAAAAGGUUGAAUUGGAAGGCCUGAAAGUAGUGGAGAUUGAGAAAUGCAAGAGCGACAUUAAAAAGAUGAGGGAGGAAAUGGCAGCAAGAAACAGCAGGACUAACUGUCCCUGCAAGUACAGCUUUUUGGAUGAAAACAAGAGGCCAACUCCCUGGCGAGAUGUACCGUCCUAUCCAAAGUACAUGCUGUCCCAGGAGACCAUAGAAGCACUUCGGAAGCCAACCUUUGACGUCUGGCUGUGGGAGCCCAAUGAGAUGCUGAGUUGUUUGGAACAUAUGUACCAUGACCUUGGGUUGGUAAAAGACUUCAACAUUAAUCCUAUCACGUUAAAGAGGUGGUUGCUGUGCAUUCACGACAAUUACAGAAACAACCCCUUUCAUAAUUUCCGACACUGCUUCUGCGUGACCCAGAUGAUGUACAGCAUGAUCUCACUCUGCAAUCUCCAGGAGAAGUUUCCCCAAAUUGACAUCUUGAUUCUCAUGACUGCAGCAGUAUGCCAUGACUUGGACCAUCCAGGCUACAACAAUACCUAUCAGAUAAAUGCACGAACAGAGCUUGCGGUACGCUACAAUGACAUCUCCCCAUUGGAGAACCACCACUGUGCUGUGGCUUUUCAGAUCAUUUCUCAGCCAGAAUACAACAUUUUCUCCAAUGUCAACCAGGACCAAUUCAAACAGAUAAGACAGGGGAUAAUUACAUUAAUCCUGGCUACAGACAUGGCGAGACAUGCAGAAAUACUGGACUCUUUCAAGGAAAAAAUGGAAAAUUUUGAUUACUCCAAUGAAGAACACACGACAUGCCUGAAGAUGGUUCUGAUAAAAUGCUGUGAUAUCUCCAAUGAAGUCCGCCCAAUGGAAGUAGCAGAGCCCUGGGUAGAUUGCUUACUAGAGGAAUAUUUUAUGCAGAGCGACCGAGAAAAAUCUGAAGGGCUUCCAGUGGCUCCAUUCAUGGACCGCGAUAAAGUGACCAAGCCGACAGCACAGAUUGGCUUCCUGAAGUUUGUUCUCAUCCCCAUGUUCGAAACAGUAACAAAGCUCUUCCCAGAAGUGGAGGAGGUGAUGCUCCAGCCCCUUUGGGAAUCCAGGGAUCGCUAUGAGGAGUUAAAACAGAUCGAUGAUGCUAUGAAAGAGUUGCAGCAAAAGAAAAGUGAAAGUUUGACCACCAGCAGUACUGAAAAGUGAGACAAAAAGUCUUUGAGAAAA